UUUCUCCACUUCGCCGUUGUCCCCUCUUCUUCUGCCCUAUCUUAUUUUCUCUCUCCCUUCUCUCCGGUUUCGCCACCUCUCACGUCGGCGCCGCCCUCUUACACCGCCGUCCGUACACCAAAAUCCCCCUAUUAUUUCCAGAUUCCGGCAACCCCUUCCCGAUCUCCUUUCACCUCGAUCGAAGCCCAAAAACCCUUUUCUCUCCCUUUAACAUUUUCACUAAUUCAAUUCAAUACUGGUUUUUUGUUUUUGUCUUAGUGAAAUUACAUUUCUACCCUUAUUCCUAACAGAUCGCAAAUUCUUCCGAUUUGUUUGUUUUUGCUUUCCUUGACGGUUUUUCUCUCACUCCUAACGGAGAAUAUUUUUUUUUAUGAUGAAAAUCUUGUUGCUGACGUGGCGUCCGUUGGAUACUUGAUUGAAUAAGUUGUGUUAGUGAAACGGACGGUGGAGAUGAGUCAUUACUCACGGCGAAUCUUGACACCCGGAGCGUAUCGUAAGCGGAAAGAGAGAGAAGAGACGUUUUACCCAUCACAGCCGUCAAGUCCAGUGAUGGCCGUUAGUGGGACGAGGGAUACGACGUCGUCGAAGCAAGCGGAUCCCGUCUCAUCAACCCGGCUUCUAGCCGGGUACAUGGCUCACGAGUUCUUAACCAGAGGAACGCUGUUGGGUCAAGAGUUCGACCCGGCCCGCGUCGAAGCCGUUGCGGUAAACAAGACGAGUGAGCCGAGAAGGGGCAAGCCGGGUCACGGGUUGGAGCCGAGCCAGAGCUACGCCGAGGUUGCGGGCUUGCUGAAGAGCGAUGGGGCCCGCAUUGUUGGCAUAGUCAAUCCGACGCAGCUGGGUCGUUGGAUUCAGAUGUGACAGCAAGGCAAGACGGUUGGGUUACUUGGAAGCCUCUGAUUGGAUGAUGCCAAUUCUGCAUGGCAAUGAAAACCCAGAUAGAAAUCAACGUUAUUUUGUUUUCAUUUCUACUAUUCUGCAUACAAGCUUUCAAUUUUCAAUGUUAAAAUUUCAAUUUUUGUUGUCACUUUGUAUACGCCCGGUGUGUGCAAAUUAAACUGCAUUGGCUGUUAAAAAGUUUCUAUAAGAUGAGAUUCUUGAAACCUUAUAUAUUUU
Messenger RNA from Ipomoea triloba (trilobed morning glory), 1116 nucleotides. RefSeq lists its product as uncharacterized. The record is from RefSeq and is a predicted model, not a curated record. Lineage: Eukaryota; Viridiplantae; Streptophyta; Magnoliopsida; Solanales; Convolvulaceae. The transcript has a single exon. The coding region runs from base 451 to 861 and encodes 136 amino acids.